UUUUAUUUCGAGUUCGUUUCGUAAAGUUGUUAAAAGAUAAACCAGUUGAACACGACGACAGGAAAUACCUUGAGAAAUAUGCAGACACUUUACUAACUAUGAUAUUACCGACUUUCCGGGCGAUUUCUAAGAAUUCGAAACCGGUUUGCAAUUGCGUGAACGAAUACACGAACUUAUUAUCCGCUUCUAUAUUGAAAGAAUCGGUUCAUACGGCGACGGAAACAUUAAAAUUCGAAGCUGUGGUCACAAACUAUGCGGAAAACAUUAGUAAUGAAAUUGUAAGCCAAUCAACAAACUUGGCGACCAAAGAAAUAUCAAGAAGAAGGGAAUUUGAACAACUUUCCGCAUUAAUUGUAGAUGAAGUAAUGACAGUUGUUCCGAUACUUGAUUCUGGGGUGUUACAAUAUGCAGAGUCAUUGUCUAAUAUGCUGGUUGAUUCAGCAUGUGAGGAAAUUGUUAAACGUGGAAAGGAUUUGAACGAUUACUCCGAAAGACUCGCAGAUUCAAUUUUGAAUUCUUCGUGGAGAGAUCUUUCCCAUCCAAGGAAGAAACCAAGGAAAACCCACAAACCCACAAGCUUAGCCAUAGCUGAACAAUACGCCAAUCAAUUUGUGAAAACAUUUUCGUGGGAUUUUGAAUCUUCCAUGAGCAAAAGUUAUUCUGCCUUGAAUUCGUCGACAUCAAGUGUCUUGUCUGUGAACAGUGAAGCGCUCACCCCGUGCUCGGUGGUGGGUGAGGGUUGGAAGAAGGGGUUGCACCACUUCGCCGAUCAACUGCUUUAUUCAUUGUCUAACUUAGAGGAGAAUGAGUUUGGUUGUGGAAGGUUUCAUGAACCAGUUGAGCGAAGUCGGACUUUUCGUUCCGGUUCGUGCCCCCAUAUUCUUCGGAUCCCGACGACGGUGCAUGAGGUACGCUACAAUCGACGACAGUCAGAAACGCUGUGUCGCUAUUCGAGGAACAUUGAUGGUUUUGCUGACUCAUUGUCAAACGCUAUCGUUCAAUCAACCUUAUUAAGGUUUUAAUUCCUUGUUGAACGGUAGGCACCAAACCUGGGGUUGCACGGUGGGCAAAACAACCCUAGAAUUUUCUACACUGCGUUAAUCAGUAAACAUUACAACCAAUAAGUUAGAUUUGUUUCACAGGAUUGUGUGUCUAACUAUCCCUGCCUCCCCUGUGUUUAUAAGUUUGACGCCCAUGUUAAAUCACAAUAUAAUUGUUAAGGUUGAUUGUUUCCUAUUAAUUUUGAAUCCAUAAACUAUUAUAUAACGUUACUUAUAAUGUGGUUACGACGCCAAACUUGCAUGUGAAAGUGAAAACACAAUUUACAUAUCAGUUGAAAUAACGUCAGUUCAUUUAUUUUUUACAUCAAGUUACUAAACAAAGUGAAAUAACUUUAUUUACAUAAAUAUAUUUUCCAUAUUUUCACCAACAAAUAUUUUCAAUUUCACCAGAAUUGUAAUUCCUAACAUUGUUUUGCACCAGUGUGAUGUCAUAAUGCAUUAUUAUUAUGGUAUAAUAGAAAUGUUGCUCCAUAUUUUAAACCAGUGGUUUCCAAACAUUAGUAAGCAGAAAUAUUUUGCUAAAAAUUUUACUUUCUUUAAAAUUAUUUUUAAUAUUUCAAUAUAGGGUAUAACAGUGGUUCAAAACAAUUGGUAUUAAUACGAAAUCAAAAUUAUUGCAAUAAAUGUAAGUUGGAAUAUCCAACACAAUUAAAUCUUUAUCAAAAGAUUCCAAAUAUUUCCGUUUACAACAAUCUUAUAUUGUCAUUAAUAUUUAUUAUUUUUUUACUUUAAAUGUGAAAAAGUUAAUAUAAUAGGUCGAGCAAGAUGUUUCAUUCUCUUUUAUCAUUUGGGGGUAAACAAUGAUAUUUUAAAAUUUUGACCUCGAUGCAAAAAGAUGGUAACCACUGGUUUAAACAUGGAUUAAUAAUUAUGACAUCAUAAUGAAAUUUAUGCUUUUAUUAUGUUUAAACAAUGAGAUCAACAAGUUGUAUUAUUUGUAAUAACUUAACCGUUUAUAAAUUUUGUUUAUUUUAAAAACUUUUUUUUUAAUCAAAUAAUUCUAAUUUUUUACAACCAGCGAUUUCUAAGAUUAUAAGCUUUACCAGGGUUGGCAAACCACAUUAAACCAGCCAUUCUGGAUCAUCAUAUUUCAAUAGGUAAUAUAAAUUAUCCCUUUGACCAAGUGGUUUCUAAACUUUCAGCUAUUAAACAAUUUUCAUUCGGAUACAGAACAAUUUAAAGUAAUUUUACUUUCUACAUGGCCAUAUAUGUGGCGAUGGUUUAGUUUGCCCAUUGCUAGUACACAGAAAUAUUUUAGUGUUUGUUAAUAUUAUAUUUCUGGUGAUAAAUUGCCAGAAGAUCUUUAUCGUUAUGUUUGGUGGCAACAGCAAUAUACUAAUGUUACUGGCAUGAUGCAUUACUCGCUAAAAUAUAAAAUAAUCGGUCGCUAGUUUCACUGUUUAAUAAGGUUGAUGAUUUGUACGUACUAUGUUCUGUUUAAAGUUACUUAAAUUUUUAUAAAAUAUUUUUUGCUGAUCGUUUCGCGUACUUUUCCUUGUGUUUAUAAAUUUCAUUUUCGCUGGUUUUUAUAAAAGGUACAAACUGAGUUUAACUAAGUUUGACGUUUUAACUUAAUUUUCACACGGUUGGUUGGUUGACUAUUUGCCUGUAGUUAUGGCUGACAAUUUUCACUUUAAUAAACUUUGUAAUUUAAA
This is a messenger RNA of Ciona intestinalis (vase tunicate), 2716 nucleotides long. Lineage: Eukaryota; Metazoa; Chordata; Ascidiacea; Phlebobranchia; Cionidae. The record is from RefSeq and is a predicted model, not a curated record.